Messenger RNA from Phragmites australis (common reed), 3345 nucleotides. Its product is annotated as protein EMBRYO SAC DEVELOPMENT ARREST 30-like. The coding region runs from base 957 to 2921 and encodes 654 amino acids. Lineage: Eukaryota; Viridiplantae; Streptophyta; Magnoliopsida; Poales; Poaceae. The transcript is spliced from 10 exons. Gene Ontology annotation, cellular component: cytoplasm; Golgi apparatus. The record is from RefSeq and is a predicted model, not a curated record.
CUGGCUGCCCUCACAUUCAGCACUUUAGCAGGCUACACUGGGACUGAGUUGCUCCGAAUCCGAGCCAUUUUCUCCUGCUUCAUGAUAAACAGUGAGCUUAUUGGGAUCUGGAUCCAAGCUUGCCGGUGGCUUCGAUAGAUCCUUGUGGAUGCGCUUCUGCUAUUGCCACUGCUGUUGUCUUUUGCUGUUUGUGUGAGGCGACGAUGCAGCCACAUGCGGGCGCUGACUAGAUGGGGAUGGCCGCAUGUUUGCGGCCUUGGUGGGUUUAGUUGGUUCACGUGGUUGUGUUGUGGUGUUGUCAUUGUUGGUGAUGUUAAGUGCGGUUGAGUGGUCGACCAUAGUCGAGCCGUCCUGCGGCUUGGUUCCUCGCUGUGAUGUGAGCGUUGACACCUGUCGAUUUCAUAUUACAUUGCAUCUCUUUUAGGGUUUUGCAUCCGUGAAUUAAGUCCAGUGGUCCAAUGUGUUUUGCGGUGAAUAUUUGUGCUCAGGGUUAGGGUUUGCCGGACAAAUUUAAGCAUAUUUAAGCUGAGGCAUAUCAACCUAUGUGAUCUCUUCGAAAAAACGGACUUUGUGCUCAUAGCUCCUUUGUAUAUCUUCUAUAUUGAUGUGAUUGGAAGAGCUAGUCCUUUGCUGCCAUCUAGUAGACAUUUUUACAUCUGUAGGUUUAGGAUAAACGUAGUUGCAUUUUUAGCGUAUAGCUGUAUCACUUAAUUAUAGUCUGUGCGUGGUCGGUCUUUGAUAUGUCCCACAUGAAUAUGCAAUAGAGAUGACAUAGGUUGAUAUGCUUCAGCUUAAAUAUGCUUACUCUUUUCACUAUAUAUACGCUUAAAUCUGUGCAAAUGUACCUUGUUGUUUUACUUAUAUUUUGUUGGGUGUCCGAUAUAGGUUAUUUGAUAUGUCUAAGGGUCGAGCUUAACCUUUUCAGCAGGAGUUGGAUCUUAAAGUAAUGAAACAAAAUGCUCCUCAAAAGCAAAUUUAAGUUGGCCACCGCCAUCGGCAUCAUGCUGUCGAUGCUAUCACUGCUUGUGCACCUUUUUCUUGCAAAUUAUUCUGCUGGGGGUAUCACAAAGUACAGCAUGCAUAUGGAUGAUGCCCUUCCAUUUGGAUCGAGGCCUUGGCCACGGAGAUUGUGGGGUCCAUUGAGUACACUUGAUCACCUACAUCCUUUUUCGAAAUCUAGAGAACCCUACGCUGCUCCUACUAAGAAUAAUGGUUUUAUUUAUGCAAAAAUAUAUGGUGGCUUUGAGAAGAUACAGUCUUCGAUCUGUGAUCUUGUUGCCGUUGCCAGGCUCUUAAAUGCCACUUUGGUUAUUCCUGAGAUACAAGCAACAACUCGUGCAAAAGGCAUCAGUCCAAAGUUCAAAAGCUUUUCUUAUCUAUAUGAUGAAGAGCAUUUCAUAACUGCACUUUCCAACGAUGUGGCUAUUGUGCAUGGCUUGCCAAAGGAUCUCAAGGAGGCCAGAAAAAAGUUCAAAUUUUCCACAGUAUCUCCUAGGAAUUCUGCCACUCCAGAAUACUACAUCACAGAAGUCUUACCCAGACUUGUAAAGUCGAAAGUUAUUGGUAUAAUCGUUAAUGGAGGUAAAUGUCUCCAGUCAGUUCUCCCUGCAAGCUUGGAGGAAUUUCAGAGGCUUAGGUGUAGGGUAGCUUUCCAUGCUCUCAAGUUCCGCCCCCAAAUUCGGGCUCUUGGGAGCCAAAUAACCGGAAGGUUGCGAGCAUCUGGCCGUCCAUAUCUGGCCUAUCACCCAGGACUGCUAAGAGAUACUCUAGCUUUUCAUGGUUGCGCUGAACUGUUUCAGGAUAUUCAUACAGAACUUAUUCAGUAUAGAAGGAACCAGAUGAUCAAACGAGGAACUGUAAAGGAACAGCUAGCAGUUGAUUCAGUGUCCAGAAAGGUGGGUGGUUCGUGUCCACUCAUGCCAGAAGAGGUUGGACUUCUACUUCAAGCAUUAGGUUACCCGCCAACUACGACAAUAUUCUUGGCUGGUUCUGAAACUUUUGGUGGGCAGAGAAUGCUUAUUCCUCUACGAGCUAUGUAUGCUAACCUAGUUGACCGCACUUCAUUAUGUAGUCAGAGGGAGCUAUCUGAUUUAGUUGGGCCAGAAGGCCUCCUUGCCUCAGAUAUGUCACAUCCUCCCCCUCCCAAAAGCGAGAAAAAACUCAUUGAAGAAUGGAAGAGAGUAGGGCCACGUCCAAGGCCCCUGCCCCCACCUCCGGCAAGGCCAUUCUAUGCCCAUGAGAAGGAAGGCUGGUAUGGUUGGAUUGGUGAGAACGACACAGAACCAGAUCCUUCACCCAUUGAAUUCAGGAGGCAAGCACACCGGUUGCUCUGGGAUGCACUUGAUUAUCUUGUUUCUGUUGAAGCUGAUGCAUUCUUCCCUGGGUUUCACAAUGAUGGGAGUGGUUGGCCGGACUACUCAAGUUUGAUCAUGGGGCACAGGUUAUACCAAACUCCAUCUGGUAUAACCUAUAGGCCUGACAGAAAGGUUGUUGCUGCACUGUUUGAAAACGUUAGUGAUCAUCGGUAUCACCCACCACGGAAUUGGACAAUUGCUGCACGUGAGCACCUCAAUAAGAGUGCAAAUGUGGAAGGCUUCAUAUCAUCAGCUAUGUUGUCGAAACCUGUAUCAUUUCUCAGCCACCCGUUGUCAGAGUGCUCUUGCAGAACAACAAAAUCAGCGGCUGUUCAACCGGUGAAAGAUAGCCAUGGCAGACUCCUAUUUGGAGGUGAGGAAGAAUGUCCUGAUUGGAUGGCGCGCAGCUUGGCAACGGUGUCCACCAAGAAUAAUGAACCUCAGAACGAGGAUUAUGAGGGUGAGUUACCUGAAGAUGACUCUAGCCCAGACAAGCAGCAGGAAUCUGACAGAAGUGACACAAAUAAAUCCUCAGAGCAAGACGAGGAGAUGGAUCCAGAUGAUUAAAAUGAUGUGGAGCAUGGAUGUAUGGCACACCUUUUAACCGCUAUCAGCUCCAGGUUACUGGAGCAGUAGAAGCAUACACUGAAAUGAUCCACUGGACCAGCGGGUUUCAUCUUGCAGCAACGCAUCGGCAUCUGGCAUAUUGCAGGGACAGCAAGAUCGUCGAUGUCAGGAGCUUGCGUGGAUUGUCCUUGGUAUACGACCAGACCUCGAUAGGGAAACUAACACUUGAUUCUUUUCUUCAACUCAUUUUUGUUUACAUUUUUUGUGGGUGUAGCCCAUAGGAAUUGUUUCUGUACAAAUGUCUACUAACAGGGAAUACAUUAUUUUUUUGGGUGAGUUUGGUCUCUAGCAUUUACGAGGGAAUCAGACUGGCUUCUGGCAUAUUGAUGUGCAUCAGUAAAAUAUAGAGUAGUUUCCCCCCACA